CUCCCUACCUUCUUGAGUGGAUUGAAAUCUCCCUUCUUGGUUGGGUGUGGACGAACGUCUUGGAGGACCUCCUUUGGCCGGGACUCCUACUGCCGUUGAACGAGAAUCCUGAACUUUUGAAUCAAUCUCCUUCCCCCUCUCUAUUAUAUUUUUGAAAACGGACGGGAUUUCAAUACUCUUUCCGGUGCCCUACCUUUCGGCCUCUAGUGUCUACCUCUAUCAUUCAUUCCGUUUGCAGCCUAAGUGCAAGAAAGAACUAGCAGAAAAAUGUUCACUGAUCAGUCCGAGUGGGCAGGCAAGAAUACAACCCAUCGCCUUGAUUCCAACUACUCCCGAUAAAAUCACACCAAAACCCCUUGCCCACUUCCCUUGCAAGAAACCCUAGAAAGGGCUCUCAACACAGUGGACCUGGCAUCAUCGUCUCUCACGCAGCUCUCUCUCUCUCUCCGUCACGCAGGAGCAGGAAGACGACACGAUGUUGGUCCCUCAUUCGUCUUCUGCAGAUGCUCCUCAGCCAAUGGAAGUAGUUGCGCUAGUGGAGCCUACCAGUACGGUUGAGAACCAACCAAUCGAGAAACCUAUAUCGAAUGAAUUCACAUGGGAGAUUGAAAACUUUUAUGGGUUGAGCGCCGAGGAGCACUACUCUGAUAUUUUCAAUGUCGGGGGUUAUAAGUGGCGGAUGGUCAUUGGUUUAAACUGCCCGGGCCAUUUGUCAUUGUAUUUAGAUGUUGCAGAUUCGGUGAAUCUGCCUUACGGAUGGUGUAUUAGUGCUCAUUUUUUCUUAACUGUGAUUGAUCAAUACGAUGCCGGAAAUUCAUAUACAUAUGAGUCAGAGGCACAUCAUCAUUUUAGUGCUAAAGCGAGUUGCUGGGGUUUUGAUAAGUUCAUGCAUCUCACUCAACUACUCGAUCCGGAUCGUAAAUAUAUAGUGGAUGACAAAGUUAAGGUGGGGGCUGUGGUUACUGUCAAGGCUGUUAAUGAUUCAAAGAAGGAAACGGGUUAUGUUGGACUUAAGGCGCAAAGUGAUACCCAUUACAUGAAUUCUCUCUUUCAGACUUUCUACCAUAUCCCCUUCUUCAGAAAGGUUGUGUAUGAUAUUCCAACAACCAAGAAUGAUAUGCUAUCAGAGAGCACCCCCUUGGCUCUUCAGAGCUUAUUUUGUAAGAUGCAGUACAGUGAAAACAGUGUUGUGGUGAAAGAGCUGAGAAAAUUUUUUGAAUUCAGGCAAUAUGAUGUACUGGAAUUUAGUAGGUUUCUUUGUGAAAAGCUGGAAGAUAAAAUGAAGGGAACUAUUGUGGAGGAUAAAAUACAAAAGUUGUUUGUAGGGCGCCAAAAAAAUUUCACGAAAUUCGUCAAUGCGGAAUGUCAGCUUGAAAAAGAGGAAUCAUUUUACGGUCUUCGGCUUGAUGUCAGAGGCUGUCGAGAUGUCUAUGAUUCUUUUGAGAAGUACGUGAAAGUUGAAAGCCUCGAGGGUGAUAGAAAUUAUAAUGACGCGCAACUUGGACAACAGGAUACUAGGAAGUGUGUUCAGUUCAUUAGCUUCCCUCCUGUCCUUCAGCUUCAGCUAAAACGGUUUGAGUAUGAUAAAUAUGGGUUUUGUACGAGGAAGGUUAGAAUUAUGCUACCUCUUAUUCUACAUCGUGAUUAGUUUUGUAUGAUUUCUACACAUUUUCCCCUGUUUAUGUCUUUUCUUGAUGUGUAUUAUCAUGUUCAAUCGUCAGUUAAGUGAAAUGAGAAGGGGGGAAAAAUUGUUUGAAUGUCAUUAUGGUUUAGGUUAUGAACUCUAUCCAUUUGCGAAGAGAAUUUAAGAGCUUCCACCAUGUGAAGUCAUACAUAAUGGUGCAAUAUGAAACUAUGAACGACUCGUAUUAAGCGUUAGAUAAAAAACUUACAAUAAAAAUCCAAUACAUUGGAAAUAACACCAAAGGAGAUUGAAUUUUGUUUUAUUUAUUAUGGGGAUGGGGAUCCUUUUGUGUUCACAAUACUAUGAUCUCGAGGGUUGUAUUGAGAAAACAAUCCCCUAGGUUGCUAAUUAGAAUUUGGAGGUACAAAUAUGACAUUAAAUGAAUUAUUUUAAUCCUAUGAAAAUAUUUGAGUGUGUUGCAAAAUGUAUAACUAUAUUAUUCAUUGGAUAUCCUGAUUCUCCCCACCAAUGUUUUUAAUCGAACUUUAUAAUAUCAUUAUAGUAUGUCUAUUUUUCAACUUUUAUAAUAUCUUAUAUAUUCUCCUCCUUGACCGUGCUUAAAGGAACUAGUGUUCUCAGCCACAAUGUUAUACAGCAAUAGCAACAGCAACAGCAACAGCAACAGCAACAGCAACAACAACAAAAAAUCAAUAAAAUCUCACCUAAAAAUGGGGUUGGCUGCAUGGAUUCUUGCCCUCCAAUCAGAUCUAUUUGAGGUCGUACUUGAGACAAGACCUAAACUAUGCAUAUCUUUCCUCAGUACUUCUAUGGUCAUUUUAGACCUGCCUCUAACUCUUUUAAUUCCUUCAAUUUGAAUCAGAUCACUCCUUAUUGGAGCAUCCUGGCCUCGGUUGGACAUGGCCAUACCACCUCACGGCUCACACGACUUUCUUGGAGCUUAUCAUGAAUCAAAGCAACUCCCAAAUCAGCUUUAAUAUGCUCACUCCUUUAUCCUUCCUAGUUUUUUUUUGUUUGGAUAAUUAAAUGAAUUAAUAACCAAAGGGAGGGAAAAGAGAGGGGGGGCUUCAGCCAAAAGGGAGAAGCCAGCCACAAGGGCAAACAAAACUCGCAACAAAAGGCGAGGCACAAAGCCAACACACAAGCGAAAGGACGAGGGAUACAAUCAAAAAAAGGGGGGGAUCAAGAAGUGGGGGUGGAGCCGGAGCUGGUAGGGAGGUUCCAAGAGGCCAUAAUGUGUCUAUUCCUGAGGGAAUUGGGGACAGGCUUAGGAUGGAAGGAGCGGAUUUUGGAGGACACAUCAAGGAAGAUGGCCUUCCAAAUCUUGUCCGGGGAACGGGAUUGGGAGGACCAUCUAUGGGUGUUGCACUCCAUCCAGAGGUGAUUGAUGGUAGCGGAGAACGCAAGCUUGCCGAUAGUAUCACAAAUAGUGGAGCCUGCAAAGGUCAUGUCAACCCAAAUAGAUUCCCUAUCCAAAGGGAGGAUAGGACGUCUGGAAGGCCAUCAUUUGGGGAGGACAAUCUUCCAGACAGAGGAAGAGAAGGGGCAGGAAAAGAAGAGAUGAGGGGAGUCUUCGAGACCAUGGGAGCAGAGACAGCAGGAGGGGUUUACAGGAAUGUGACGA
Messenger RNA from Macadamia integrifolia, 3266 nucleotides. RefSeq names its product ubiquitin C-terminal hydrolase 13-like. Gene Ontology annotation, molecular function: cysteine-type deubiquitinase activity; protein binding. Gene Ontology annotation, biological process: protein deubiquitination. The record is from RefSeq and is a predicted model, not a curated record. The transcript has 9 exons. Lineage: Eukaryota; Viridiplantae; Streptophyta; Magnoliopsida; Proteales; Proteaceae. The coding region runs from base 476 to 1648 and encodes 390 amino acids.